AUGUUUGACCUUAUUCUCGCUGUAUCAAAACUAGAGACCACAGCAUCAACUUCAGCCACGGAUAAAUCUGCAAUGGCAGGCGGCAGGAGCACGGGAGAGCGAAUUAUGACAGUCACAAACUCCCAUACAGUUAACAAAAGGACAACAGGGGAAGAACUGAUACCCACAUGGUACUACAGUACCGUACUUACGACACCAGUUGGGUAUAAACACAUCGAGAAAGAUCAACUGCGCUUUCAACCACGCUCUGCUCUGCGAUUGGUCCCCGCUCCAUCGGUUGCUAACAUCACCUCGAGGGUUCACAUACCCAUCUUUGGCCGCCACGUCAAUCCGAGGAUUUGGGUCUGA
This is a messenger RNA of Morchella importuna, 348 nucleotides long. RefSeq lists its product as uncharacterized. The coding region runs from base 1 to 348 and encodes 115 amino acids. Lineage: Eukaryota; Fungi; Ascomycota; Pezizomycetes; Pezizales; Morchellaceae. The transcript is spliced from 3 exons. The record is from RefSeq and is a predicted model, not a curated record.